Molecule: messenger RNA, 1584 nt
Organism: Fundulus heteroclitus (mummichog)
Lineage: Eukaryota; Metazoa; Chordata; Actinopteri; Cyprinodontiformes; Fundulidae
Gene: alg12
Product: ALG12 alpha-1,6-mannosyltransferase
Exons: 9
Coding region: 38-1519 (493 amino acids)
Biological process (GO): protein N-linked glycosylation
Cellular component (GO): endoplasmic reticulum membrane
Molecular function (GO): alpha-1,6-mannosyltransferase activity
Source: RefSeq, a predicted model, not a curated record
ACUUCCCGUGUUGACCGGAAGUUAAGCUGUCGCUGUCAUGGCGGAAAAAAAGAGUGCUUUAGCGCUGCCUCUGCUGCUUCUUUUAAUUUCUAUGUGCUUCUUUCAUUUAUUCGUUUGUCCGUUCACUAAAGUCGAAGAAAGCUUUAAUUUACAAGCGACGCACGACAUUCUGUACCACAGGCUUGAUUUUGACAAGUAUGACCAUCAUGAAUUCCCUGGAGUUGUGCCGCGGACUUUUCUCGGCCCCCUCUUCCUCUCCGUGCUCUGCUCCCCGGUUGUGUUUCUGUCGUCUCUGCUGGAGGCACCCAAAUUCUACUCUCAGCUUAUAGCCCGAGCGUCGCUGGGGCUCUGCGUGAUCAGCGCUCUGUGGCACAUGCAGAGGGAAGUGAGGAGGCAGUUUGGCUCCACGGUUGCGGGUCUUUUCUGUCUGACUUGUGCGUCCCAGUUUCACCUCAUGUUUUACAGCACCAGGACACUCCCCAACGUGUUUGCACUACCAAUAGUCCUCGUAGCAUUCACGUCUUGGAUGGCUCACAAACACGGCUGGUUCAUCAGCCUCUCCGCCCUGGUCAUCAUCGUGAUCCGCUCCGAGCUCUGCAUCCUGCUGGGCCUGAUGUUGCUGAUUUCGCUGCUGAGCCGCAGGCUGGGGCUGCUGCAGCUGAUUUACUACGCCGUUCCUGCUGGACUCCUGUCCCUGGCUCUGACAGUAGCUGUCGACACCUUCUUCUGGAGGAAGCUCCUGUGGCCUGAGGGGCAGGUGUUGUGGUUCAACACUGUUCUUAAUAAAAGCUCCAGCUGGGGAACCUCGCCCUUUCUGUGGUAUUUCUACUCCGCCGUGCCUCGGGCUCUGGGCUGCACGCUGUUCUUCGUGCCUCUCGGCCUCCUCGACAGGCGGAUACGGCUGCUGCUGCUGCCCACAGUUGGCUUCAUCCUCAUCUAUUCGCUCCUGCCUCACAAGGAGCUGCGCUUCAUCGUUUACACCUUCCCCGUGCUCAACUUGGCAGCCGCACGGGGCUGUUCUUUCAUAUUGUGCAACUAUCAGAAAUCGUGGCUGUACAGACUGGGCGCUGCAGUUGUGGUUGGCCAGCUGCUGAUCAACUCAAUGUACACCAGCGUUUGCCUGUACGUUUCUCACCACAACUACCCAGGGGGCAAAGGAAUCCAGGAACUACACCGGCUGUUGCCAGCCACCUCAGAUGUCUUUGUUCACAUCGACACCUUUGCUGCCGAAACAGGAGUGUCACGCUUCCUACAGCAAAACACAAACUGGAGAUAUGACAAAAGAGAAGACAUAACCACCACAAGCCCAGAAACCCACGUGUACUCGCACUUGUUGAUGGAGGCCAACGUCACAAAGAUCCAGCAGCUCCGGGACACUCACAGGCCGCUGGUCUUCAUCGAGGGCUACAACAACAUCGCCUUCAGCGCGGCUCACUUCCCACCCAUCAGAGUGCUUUUAGGGAGGAAGGCUGUGCUGAUGGAGCGCAAGACCUGGGUAGCCACGCUAAGAAAAACGUGAACUGGAUUAUGACUGUUCAGAAUUUUUCAGGUGACCAAAGAAUAAAUGUGAUGCUGCUCAGUUAU